UCCUCGCGGCCUCUCUGAGAACAGAGUUGUACUUCGAUAGUUUGGGUUGAAUAUCCUCGUCAGGGUCUAUGCUUGCAAUGUCAUGAAUUAUAUAUUUCUGAUAAUGAUUGUGCAUUAGUGUGCAGAAUUAUUCAUUUGAGGAUUUCUUUGCUUCCUCGGGAAGCUUGCGUUAUGCCGCUCAGAAGGCAAAUUUAUGUGCAACGGCGUCGAUCAGUCAUUGAUAUGACUACUCAAAGUAGGUCUAUCAAUGCAGCUGCUGAAGUUCUCAAGUGUUAUCGUUAAGUUUUGCUACUAACGUUCACGUUGCUCUGUCUUACUUCAAAGAAAAUUUUAGAUUUUGAAUUUCGGCUUUGAUUUGACAAUUUUCUUGUAUUGAUAUGCUAAGUCAAUUUGUGGAUAACCAGCAAGAUGAUGAAGUGAAUUAUAACGCUUAUUUGAUUGCCUCUGUGGUUGAGAGACGAAAAAUCAAGCACUGCAUCCACCAUGUCUACUAAGGGCCUUCUUUCAAUGAAGUGUUCUUAGCCUUUUCUUUUCUUCUCCUUUAUGUGAUCUACGGUGUUCUUUUCAAUAAGUGCAAUGCAUUCAGUUCAUCGAUGAUACCACCUACUCUGCGUUAAAAGCAAUUACUCUUCGUUCUUAUUCCUGUAAACAAAGUUAGUUUGUGAUAAUUCGGAAUGCAGGGUCUAAUUGUUUGUUCUUGGGCAGGACAAGAGGACUGUCCCUUCGGCGUCUGCAGUCUCAGUGCAGAGAGUUGCGUUCACAUCCGAUGUCUUCGGCUUUUUGUUUAGUUUAGUUUAGUUUUUUUGGUUGUAUGCUUAUAACCUCUUAUUGACUUUCUCGAGAGCUGUUAGUUCCAGUUUCAGGACAUAUCAUUUAAAGCAGCCAACAUAUCCUGCCAUUGCUGCUAACAAUCAGGCCAUCUUUGGUUCUGUUGGAGCUCUUGUUUUCAAGUGAUGGCGUGUAUUCAAGGCAUGCCAAAGUACUGAAUCCUGCUUUUGGAAGACCUUGUACGAGGAUGUGCUGUAGAGAAGGAUGUUUGAUUUCGGCGGAGUUAUGUGUACCACGUUCCAUCAUUCAUUCGAGACAUCCAUAAGAAUUGGAUAAGUGGUAUAGGUUGCGUCAUUUCUCUACUUGUGAAUGAGACGGCGUUAAGGUCCUCUUUUACGCGUAUGAACCUCGUCACUUCCCUUGGAGGUUUGGUAGUGUUUUUAUUCGUAGUGUCAUCAGUAUUGGUGCAUCUUUCUUACAUUGGUUGCUGUAAGCCGUGGCCAUAGUCAUGGUUAUGGCUUCCAGUUCUGUUCUGCGAGCCCCAAUUGGUUCUAUUCUUGAUACAGGCAGGAUAUCUAGUGUUAAAGAUUUUGCAUCUCCGCCAAGUGGAGGCUAUGUGCAAGUGAUUUCGGAAAAUUCUCUAGUUAAUUCUUUGAAGGUAGGAUUGUCUUGUUUGGCUCUUAGUGAGAAAGCCGUUCUAAAGGGUGUAAGAUGGAAAGGAAGAAUGCCGGCGAGGUGGAAUGGUGUACACCAAUCAAAGCGUCUUGUUGCGCACGCACGAGCGCUGGGCUCAAGUGGAAUUGGCCAAAAGCCAUACACUGGGGUCAUGAUAGUACCUACGGGAACUGGCGCAACCAUAGGAGGGUUUGCAGGAGAUUCUUUGCCAGUAGCUCGAGCAAUGUCUUCUGUCGUCGAUUGCCUCAUCACUCAUCCCAAUGUUCUGAAUGGAGCUAUGCUGCACUGGCCGAUGGCAAGCACACUAUAUGUAGAAGGAUAUGCACUUGAUCGCUUUGCAGAAGGAUAUUGGGGUCUCCAACCUGUCCAUCAGAAUAGAGUUGGAUUAAUCUUGGAUAUGGGUAUAGAGGAAGAACUUAUUCAAAGGCAUCUUCAAGUAGCUGAUGCAACACGGGCUACUCUUGGCCUUCCUGUCUUGGAGUAUACUAUCACGGACGCGCCCUUACAAGUAGAGAAAUGGCUCGAUCCACGCACAGGCACAUCAACUGGAAGGCUUGGCCGACCUGACUCCUUGUUGAGAGCUGUUGAAACAUUAAUGAAAGGUGCCAGUGUUGACGCUGUUGCUGUGGUGGGGAGGUUCCCUGAUGACAGUGUUGACGAGCUGGUGGACUACCGCCAAGGUCAGGGAGUUGAUGUUUUAGCUGGAGUGGAAGCAGUGAUAAGUCACAUGGUUGUUAAGGAAUUUGGAAUUCCAUGUGCUCAUGCUCCUGCGCUUUCACCGUUGCCUCUGGAUGCGUCCAUAUCCCCUCGAUCUGCAGCAGAAGAGAUAGGAUAUACUUUUCUACCUUGCGUGCUGGCCGGUCUAAGCAAGGCGCCUCAAUUUAUUGAGAGAACGAACAGAAGCGGUGCAGGAACAGUAUGGGCAGACGACGUUGACUGUGUGGUGGUGCCUGCAAACGCUUGUGGAGGAGAAGGAACUCUUGCGCUGUGUCGAAAAUCAGGCCGCAAGCCUCUUCUCAUCGCUGUGGAGGAGAAUGAAACGGUGCUGGAUGAUACACCUGAGAAGAUGGGACUGGUCAAUGUGGUGCGGGUUGCGAACUACUGGGAAGCUAUAGGUGUUAUCGCAGCCCAUAAAGCAGGUGUUGAUCCCAAGGCACUACGUAGGAGCGGCGUGAGUCAUCUGCACAGGCUUGAGACUCCCAGGCAUGCCGAGGCUAGUCGAAGUGCCUUGAAGGGACUGGAAAAGGCACCCAUAGCUAUGACGGGAGUCCGCUAAUACAAACAAUUUUUAAGGAUAGCAUUUUUUGGCAUUCAUUCAUGGCUGAUGAAUUUUUGUCAUUAUGUACCAGCCACCCAAAAAUGAAGCAAAUUGCUCCAUUUUACUGACCAGAGAAUUUGUAUCAUAUUUAAUAGUAGAAUGUCAUAUGACAUUGGAAUUUUAAGUUUCUGGGCAUGUGCCUUUGCCUUCAAGGGUACGAGCUUUCUGUUCCAUGGAAACACUGAUUGCAAUCUAUGAAGGCUCUUGUGCUGCGAACUGUUAUAUCUAGAACAUACUACGUAGCAAAGCGUUGAAAAAGAGAGACUAGAUAGAGAUAGACGGAAGUACACCUAGUUAUGGCAUUCUGGUGUCCGGAAUUCACUAUAGUCCGGUUUUUAACAACUUCACAUGACAUUGCAUUGA
This is a messenger RNA of Physcomitrium patens, 3124 nucleotides long. Lineage: Eukaryota; Viridiplantae; Streptophyta; Bryopsida; Funariales; Funariaceae. The record is from RefSeq and is a predicted model, not a curated record.